GGCAACGUAAACCAUUGCCUCAAAGAUACACAAAUUGCCAAUUUUCCAUCCUCUCUCUCUCACGUAUAUACAGACAAGACUUAUAAAUAUAGGAGCUAUAAGAGAUAAAGAGAAAAUAGAGAUAACAGUUUGUAGUCCCAUUACCAUUUCUUUUAAACACCGAUCUCUCUCUCUAGAAAAUUGCUCAUGGAUGUCUGGGUUAAUAGUAGUUUUUGUAUGAGUAGUAUAGCUGUUUUCCUCCUUCUUCUUGUUUCUGAUUACCAAGUAGUAGUAUUAGUAAAUGGUGAAAGAAUUGGUGAGCCAUCGUCAUCGUCGUCAUUGUCAUGUGAUUUCUUCAAAGGGAGAUGGAUUUUGGACCAAUCCUACCCGCUCUACAAUCCUUCCUCAUGCCCCUUCAUUGAGCAUGAGUUUACCUGCCAAAAGAAUGGCCGUCCCGAUCAGAUUUACACCAAAUACAGAUGGCAACCACAUGACUGUGAUUUAGCAAGUCAUGAGAUCGGGACCAGCAGUUGUACUCUUUGCCGCUGUAGCUAUAGUUUCUGGUGGACCAAAAACUGGGGAUUUAACGGGCUUGACUUCUUCAAAAGAUUUAGAGGGAAAAGCAUCAUGUUUGUUGGAGAUUCAUUAAGCCGAAAUCAAUGGCAGUCCCUAACAUGCAUGCUUCAUUCGGCUGUGCCAACUGCGAAGUAUAAUGUGACAAGAGUAGACGAUGUAUCUAUCUUCGAAUUUACAGAUUAUGAAGUUAGAGUGAUGCUGGACCGCAAUGUGUAUCUAGUAGAUAUUGUAAAAGAAAACAUUGGGAGGGUCUUGAAGCUUGAUUCAAUAGUGGGAGGCAAGUUAUGGAAGGAUAUUGACAUGCUUAUCUUCAACACUUGGCAUUGGUGGAAUCGGAGAGGACCCUCUCAACCAUGGGAUUAUGUUGAAGUAGGAGGCCAGAUAAGCAAAGACAUUGACCGCAUGCUUGCUUUUGAGAAGGCACUUAUUACUUGGGCUGGAUGGGUUGAUUCAAACAUUGAUCCUUCAAAGUCCAGGGUUUUCUUCCAAGGAAUAUCUCCUUCUCAUUACAAUGGCAGUGAAUGGCAAGAACCAAGGGCAAGAAGUUGUGUAGGGCAAAAGGAGCCUUUGUUUGGGUCGACCUAUCCAGGAGGUUUGCCACCAGCUCUGAGUGUGCUGAAGAAUGUGUUGAGCACAAUCAAAAAGCCAGUGACAUUGCUAGAUAUAACAAUUCUCUCACUCCUGCGUAAAGAUGGACAUCCUUCAAUUUAUGGGUUGGGAGGCCGCACCGGAAUGGACUGUACUCAUUGGUGUCUUUGUGGAGUCCCAGAUACUUGGAAUGAGAUUCUCUACAAUUUAAUUCUUUGAAACAUUCAUGAUUGAAACUAUCAAAACGAUGGCGUCUUGUGCCAUUGAAAUAAGGACAUGUAGAUGAAAUUUUACAUACUCUUAUCUUUUUAGCAUGAAACGAAUUCACGUAAUAGUGUACCUGUUCCUUGUCUAAAAAAAACGUUAAUAGUUGACAUUGAAGUAUGAACUGCUGAACAAGAAAGCAUCAGAGGCUGCUACAUCAUUAAUUUGGAAUUUGGUGAUAUAUAGACCCCCGUGGGCGGAGGGCCACUUUAUUUGAAUCCUCCAUAGGGUUUCUUGUUCAAGUAUCUGGCCGUUAGUUUAGCAAGAAAAAUUUGUUAUAACAAUCAUAUAGUUCUGUGUCC
Pyrus x bretschneideri (Chinese white pear) is the source of this 1709-nucleotide messenger RNA. RefSeq names its product protein trichome birefringence-like 41. The record is from RefSeq and is a predicted model, not a curated record. The transcript is spliced from 6 exons. Lineage: Eukaryota; Viridiplantae; Streptophyta; Magnoliopsida; Rosales; Rosaceae. Gene Ontology annotation, molecular function: O-acetyltransferase activity. Gene Ontology annotation, cellular component: Golgi apparatus. Bases 187 to 1362 code for a protein of 391 amino acids.